UAUUUGUGUGUACUCAUUGCAUUUAUUUUAUAUUACCUAAACUGUUCAUCUUUCUUAUAUAGUAAUGUAAUAUUGUAGGAUGAGUUGACCAAACAAAAAAGUGAUGGGAGUUUAACGAUUGAAGGAUGCAAUGACAUUCUUACUAUGGUAUUGGGCACUCCUAAAACUUCUGGUCGAGUAAGGGGUGUAGGAAAUUCUUUCACACCUAGCACCUACUUUCACUUGCCUAGACAUGGGAAUCAGUCACAUUAGGAGAAGAAAUAUAAUGAUCUUGAGGUAGUGGUGGUACAAUUACAAGCUAGGCUUCAUGCAAUGGAACAACAAACACCACAUAUACCACAAUUUGAACAUGUUAGUUCAAACACCUUCAGAAGUGGUUAUGAAGGAAAUUUUCAGCCUGAUUUUCUCUCAAUAGAAAACGGAGUGAGAACUAAGGAUGCCAUUCCACCCCAAGCUCCUACCCAAAAGAUUAUAAAGAGCAAAUGUUCAAACACGUUGAAAAGUGGUGGUAGAGGGAAUUUUCUGCAUGAUUCUAUCUUAGCAGAAAAUAGGGUGAGAACUAAGGACGACAUUUCACCUCAAGAUCCUAAACAAAAUAAGAGAAAGGUGUGUAGUUUUUAUAUAUUGAUGUUGUUAUAAUUUCUAAUAUCGUUAGUGAUAUUCUUAGAAGUUCCAUUGUUAACUUUGUGUGUUAUAAGGCAAACUGUGUAAACUUGCAGUAGGUUCUAUUGAAAAUAUUGUUGCUCAUGGUACGGUGUAUGAGAGAAUUGAACCUAAUGAAGCCAUUCAUAUGGUGCCACUAGGAGAAGCCAAUUUACAUGUAUCUAUUCAAGUUGUUAUUCAAAACGAUGCCCAUCUUCCUAUACCUAUCCCAGAUGAGAUGUUUAUUGUUGGAGAAGCAGUGGGAUUUUUUGUUGCUUGGCCCAAAAAUCUUGUAUUGGUCAGUGAUGAGGGCGCUUCAAUUAAUGUUGAAUGUGGAAAAUAUCAAGAGUCCAUUCAAUCUUUUGUUGCAUUAGUUGAGCAUAUCAAGUAUGAUAAAGCCAUAGACAUUCCACCAGAGAAAGACAUAUUUGGGGAGGAGAUCAAUACCCAACUUCAAAGAGUAGACAUGGAGUAUAUAUGUCAUGUAAAAGAAUUAUUUGUUACAUGUAUCAUGUUGUACAUAAGUCAUCUCCAUCAAGUGUUGAAGGCUUCCAAUUGGAAGAAACAAUUUGUAUUUGUUAACCCUUGUGUUGUUAGUGGAAAAACUAUGGCUAGGGAGAAAUCAAAAUCAGUGUUGCUUGCAAGAAGAUUAGAGAAGGCUAUGCUAGAACAAUUGAUUUUCAUUCCUUAUAAUAAUGGGUACCACUGGAUAUUGUUAGUCAUUGAUCUAACAUUGAUGUACUUGCUUGAUCCAAUUCAUUCUAAAAUAAACACAACCCUUGAAAUUGUAAUAAACACUCCCCACAACAACCUACAAACGUGGAAUGUGGGUUUCAUGUAAUGAGGUAUAUGAAAGACCUCAUUAGAUAUCAAAGCAUCCUAAGAAAAUAAAAUUUCAAUGGAAAAAAGACUUACACGGAAACCGAACUUGAUGAAGUCCGAGUAGAAUGGAUUAAUUUCAUACUAAAGAAUAUGAGUUGAAAUCCAACAUAUACACCAGCACAUAAUUGUUAAAAUCUUGGUGGAAUUGCUCAACACUCAAAUACUAGAACUGUGGGGGAUUGUUCAUUUGUUUGUUCUUUUGGAGUUGACUCGUCUUGACUUGGUAUAUUAAUUGCUUUGCUUUAGCUUUUAUACAAAAAUAGUAAGUUUAUUUAUAUUCUUCUAGCAGUUUAUGAAUUAAUUUGUGUUUUUAUUUCUUAGGUCAGAAAUUUCCUAGAGAGAUGCAAAAUAUGGUCAAAGAA
This is a messenger RNA of Camellia sinensis, 1886 nucleotides long. The record is from RefSeq and is a predicted model, not a curated record. NCBI's taxonomy places the organism in Eukaryota, Viridiplantae, Streptophyta, Magnoliopsida, Ericales, Theaceae.